AUGGAAGAAGGAAGAACUGAACUAGAGUUUGAUGAAUUUGAGAAGCUUCUUGGUGAGAUACCAAAUGCUACUUCUGUGAACCCGCAUUCUGAGGAAUCUCGAACUAAAAGUGUGUCUCUGAAUGGAAGCUUGUCUCCCAUUUGUGUGAACUCCUACAAACGGCCUUUAAGUGAGAAACUCCAUAACAACGGCAGGCGGAAUGAGGGAAAGAACUCAGUGAAGAAAAUUCAGAAAUCACCAGUGGGAAGGGGUCAACCAGAGGUGACAAAUCUGCCUGAUGACCGAUCCUUAACAUCUGCAUUUGCAGGACUGAGCUUUGAUGGUGGGGUCACUAUGGAAGCUGGAAGUCACGAGGAAACUUGUAAAUCCAUGCAGAACUUCUCCUUUUCAUUGAAUGGCCAAAUCCCAAACAGCUUAAAAACACAUAUUUCCGAUUCAGAUACUCCAGUCAUGGUCGUUCCCUCUUUCCAAGCACCAAAUAACACACCUUGUGGCUUUUAUGAGUUUGAUGUGACAAACAUAGGCCAAGAAAGUUCAAAUAUGUCAAAAUUCAAUUCUGAAGAGCUUAAGAAACCCCAGGUUGUCUAUUCACAGCCUAUGGAAAAUUUAUCUUCUGCUGUUCCUCUAGCUCACGCAGUGCAAGGUUUUCAGUUCCUCUCUAAUGUGCCUGGCCCUGGUCUGCAGUUUCCUCUAACAUCUGAUCCGCAGCAAUUCUUUCUGGAUGCACAAUCUCGUAUUCCUUACCUACGUUCACAACAGUUGAACCAGAAUCAAGUUAGUUGGAGGAAUAUGGAAGAGGAACAAUAUUAUAGGAUGCAGCAAAGAUAUGUGUACAUGCAGCAGCUUCAUGAUCAGCGGUUCGAAGCUCAGCAUCUGGUUCAAGGAAGUGGGAAUAUUCCAAGCAGGCUAACAUGUCCAAACCCCAGGCAUACACAUUUUGAGGUGCCAAUCUCCCAUCGGCUCGAACAAUCUAAUCAAGAACGAGUUAGGAACAAUUAUGUGAUUCCCAGGGGUCCACACCAAUCAAAUCCUGCCCUUUCUUACACAGAUUUUAAUGGGAUUCAAGUUUUUGACAAGGUGGGGAAACAGAGUUUUCCUGAGAAGAUUCUAACAAGAUCACAUGGAAUGAACACACUUAAGGCUGUGAAGUUUGGUGCUGUUGGAGCAGAUGAAUCACUUGCUCAUGUUAGUCACAAUGGCAAAGUUCUCUCAAAUGGUCAUUUCCGGCAUACCUUAUCUACUCAAAACACUGGAUGUUUUCAGUUGGAUAGUUUGAGCACAUGGGGUAUGUUCCCUAGUUUGAUGCACCUUAAGAAUACAGAUAUGAAGGCACUGCCUCAGAAAUAUACCGACAUGAAGGCAUUGCCUCAGAAAUAUAACUCCAUGGAUGAAAUUACUGGUAGAAUUUAUCUCAUGGCUAAGGACCAGCAUGGUUGUCGCUUCUUACAAAGAAAAUUUUCUGAAGGCGCCCAAAAGGAUGUUGAGAAUAUUUUCUUUGAAAUAAUAGAUCACAUUGUUGAGCUCAUGACAGAUCCUUUGGGAAUUACCUCAUCCAGAAGCUGCUUGAAGUGUGUGGCGAGGACUCGGGCUGUUCAAAAGGUUAUUGAAACCCUCAAAACUCCGGAGCAGUUUUCCAUGGUUGUUUCCUCCCUAAAGCCAGGGAUAGUGACUUUGAUAAAAAACACAAAUGGCAACCAUGUUGCACAACGCUGCUUGCAGUAUUUGACGCCUGAAUAUCGUGAGUUUCUUUUUGAAGCUGCAACUACUAAUUGUGUAGAGCUUGCAACGGAUCGCCAUGGCUGUUGCGUGCUACAAAAAUGCCUUAGCCAUUCUGAUGCUGAACAAAGAAACCGAUUAAUCUGCGAGAUCACUUCGAAUGCUCUAAUCCUUUCCCAAGAUCCAUUUGGGAACUAUGUUGUGCAAUUUGUCUUUGAACUUCAGCUUCCAUGGGCAACUGUAGAUAUUCUUGACCAGUUGGAGGGUAAUUAUGGGGAUUUGUCUGUGCAGAAGUAUAGCAGUAAUGUGGUUGAAAAAAGCCUGAAAUAUGCAGGUGAAGAGCGGCGCGUACGCAUUGUUCAGGAGCUGAUAGAAAAUCCACGCUUGGAUCAAAUCAUGCAAGACCCUUAUGGCAAUUAUGUUAUCCAAGCAGCACUCAGUCAAUCAAAGGGAACUUUUCAUUCUAAACUGAUGGAUGCAAUAAAACCUCAUGUGCCUGUGCUUCGGACCAGUCCUUACGGGAAGAAAAUCCUCUCUAGCAAUAUUUUGAAGAAAUAA
Molecule: messenger RNA, 2274 nt
Organism: Prunus armeniaca (apricot)
Lineage: Eukaryota; Viridiplantae; Streptophyta; Magnoliopsida; Rosales; Rosaceae
Source: the annotation of a GenBank genome assembly